Erythranthe guttata (spotted monkey flower) is the source of this 969-nucleotide messenger RNA. RefSeq names its product peptidyl-prolyl cis-trans isomerase CYP19-4. NCBI's taxonomy places the organism in Eukaryota, Viridiplantae, Streptophyta, Magnoliopsida, Lamiales, Phrymaceae. Gene Ontology annotation, molecular function: peptidyl-prolyl cis-trans isomerase activity; cyclosporin A binding. The record is from RefSeq and is a predicted model, not a curated record. Gene Ontology annotation, cellular component: intracellular membrane-bounded organelle; cytoplasm. Gene Ontology annotation, biological process: protein folding; protein peptidyl-prolyl isomerization.
AAUGUAACCAACAAAUCCCUCUCUCAGUAGUCAGUAAAACCAAGCACACACAUACAGAAAGCUCCACAAUCAUCAAAGACGAAACAAUGGCGAAAAUUGGGAGACAACUCCUCAUCGUUGCGCUGCUCUUUCUCGCCAUAGCAGUAUCUCAGGCAAAAAAAGCACAUGAAGAUUUGAAGGAAGUGACGCAGAAGGUUUACUUUGAUAUUGAAAUCGAUGGAAAACCUGCCGGUCGCAUUACUAUAGGUCUGUUUGGAAAAACUGUUCCCAAGACAGCAGAAAACUUUAGAGCCUUGUGCACAGGAGAGAAAGGUAUUGGCAAACACGGGAAGCCUCUGUAUUAUAAGGGAAGCAAAUUCCACAGAAUCAUACCAAGUUUCAUGAUUCAAGGAGGUGACUUCACUCUAGGUGAUGGAAGAGGCGGGGAAUCAAUCUACGGAGAGAAGUUUGCCGAUGAAAAUUUCAAGAUCAAGCACACUGGCCCUGGGAUUUUGUCCAUGGCAAAUGCUGGGCCCGACACAAAUGGUUCCCAGUUUUUCAUCACAACUGUGACAACAAGCUGGUUGGAUGGGCGCCACGUUGUGUUCGGAGAGGUGCUGUCUGGAAUGGAUGUGGUGUAUAAAAUAGAAGCUGAAGGUAAGCAGAACGGAACACCGAAGAAGAAAGUCGUUAUUGCAGAGAGUGGUGAACUUCCUUUGUAAGAAUAGCUAUCUAUAUAUUAGACAUUCUGCGGGUGAACUUAACAAGUGAUCGGGAUUUUCAUCAAGUUGCAAUGUUUUUAUGAGCAUGAACGCUUCAAAAUCAAAUCGAGAAACCUUGUACUGUCUGAAGCUGAAUAGGUUCAUCUUCUUCGUUUUUAUGCUUUCGUAUCUAGUACUUGACCGUAAGUUAAUCCUUCGUUGUAUUUCUCAAACUCACACAUUUUGUUUGUUCCCUUAUCAUAUGACAUGGUGACAUUUUUUCUUCUGA